AUGAAUAUGGGUGAUAACGACGCAAAAUCUGCAAAACCGUUCAAACAGCGAAAAAGCUUUGGUGAGCCAUUGUGUUGUGAAAAAGCGUUAUAAGACUUAUUUACAUAUGGCAGCUUUGUUGUUGUUGCGUACGAAAGCACGUUCAUGAACGCUGCUCUUUCUGUCAUUUCAGUAAGUAGAAGAGAUGAGGUGGCAGGGAUUAGAGCAAAGUUUCCAUCGAAAAUACCAGUAAGAAUUGUGCUUUGUUACUUCCACUACUUAAGCAAACAUUGUCUAUUUCUAUUGCAAUGUACUUAACUUAUAUUUGGUCCAAGUUUGUUGUGUUUUCUCAAUUAAUACAAAAUGUUCAUGUAAAAAUAAAAAGAAUAUCCUUAUCUCACUGUAGGUUAUAGUUGAAAGAUAUCACAAAGAAAAAGAUCUCCCAUUACUCGACAAGACAAAAUUUCUCGUCCCACAAGAGCUGACAAUGAGCCAGUUCGUCACUAUUAUAAGGUGAGGAGUUUAAAAGCCAUAGUUUAACUGAAAAACUUGCUCGAGCCGAUUCUUUGUGUGCAGGUUCUUGUGUGAUUAUAUCAGUCUUAUUUAACUAGCAACUUGCCAGCCAGCAAUGCAAAUUUCUGGCUUUAAAAAAACUAGAAAGAAAUUAAACGUGAAGGUGAAUCCUCAAGUCACUGAAAUAUCAACUUCCAACCCCAGCUAAACCAGGUGCCUAGUGUACCAUAAAAGUUUGGUAAAAUGUGCAUUUAAAAAUACUGACUCUACUCUGUUGUUGAAUUGAUUAACCCUUUCACUGCUAGACCAAAUUAACUAAUCUGUGUUUGGUUUUACUUUGAAAAUAUUAUUUGUCUUCUUUGGGCAUUUAUAAGUCAUUCUGCAUUGAUCAGGUUUGGGCUUGAUGACCUGUCAGACAAAAUAAUUAUUAUCAUUGGCAAGAAGUCCAGAACUGAACAAUACCUCUUUAUUAUUUUACUUUGUUUGUAAAAAGUAACAAUAUUGGGAUAUUUAAUGAAAAUUGUCAACCCUAAUUGCCACCACAUACACAGUUUAAAUCCUUAGAUCUUUGUGUUUGGGUGAGGGGUGAGGGAGACUGUGGACUGUAGGAAAAUGGCAUGUGUGUAAUAUGAGGAUAGCAAGUUUUUUCCCCUUGUUUGGGAGACAUGGAUGAUUCUAACAUGAGAACGUUUUGCUAGUGGAUAUUCUAGAUAUAUUUUCACUCGCAGAUUAUCAAAAUCACUCGCAUUUUGCGAGUUUGCAAGUGUUAACUUUGAGCCCUGAAGUGAACAACUUAAAUGUUAAUGAGCUGGUGGUUCUACUAGCAGAAACGAUAACAAUAGCUCUACUUGCUCUAAUGCGGGCAAUGUCUCUCUGCCUGCCUCUACUGGGCAAUUCCAGAAAAUAUCCAAACCAUAGUGUGGACUGCUUCCAUAUCUUAACCCCCCCCCCCCCCCCCCCCCCCCUCUUUUUUUGUUUGGGUGUCACAAAAACAAAAAAAAAAACAGUGUUUUUUUGUGUGGGAGUGAAAAAAGACAUUUUUCUUCUUUUUUUUUUUUUUUUUUUUUAUAAAAAAAAAAAAAAUAUUGUAAACAUUUUUUUUUGUGGUGUAUUUUUUUCUACCACCCGCUCCCAUCUGCAUUGUUAGAUUGAUAGGUUCACAAUAAACAGUACAGACAUUGUUGAUCUGCGGAUCAGUACAGAAAAGCUUCUUAUACCUUUCAUUUCUGUUAUUUCUUGCACAAAGAAAAAAUAAGUUUUAAGCUCACUGCUUUUGAAGGGUCAUUAUUUUCGAGGGGUUGCUACUUCUGGUAGUUGUCAAAACCCCUGAAAUUUUAUUGCUACUUUCAGGGGGUUGUUACAGUACUUUCGGAACUUUACAUGUAUUUUCCUACCCUCUUAGCCAUUUCAGAUAUUCAACUAAAGGCUUGAGGUUGUCUAUUCAACAACAACUUUUCUUCACCAUCUCUCAGGAUCUCUAGAUCUCCUGCAAGAUGGUGCUCUUCUUUGUGGUAUGUGCAUGCUUGUGCCCCUUUAAACACAUAUCUCUGAAUUCCUAAACUUCUGAUUCUUCUGAUCUAAAUCCCUCAUCAGAGGUUAAAGGAAGGUGAUGGUAUGUUUGACUAAUGUUCACCUACAAGGGUCAAAAUAGUCCCAGAAGAGGGCAUGUGCUUACUGGCAGUGAGUAGUCUGUACAAAAAAAGACCAAACGUACCAACUACGAUCAACUACAUUCAGGCAGUGGUUUCACGAAAACCGAAUGUCCAUCAAAAACCAUGUGCUUGCAAAACAAAACCAUUCAUCAUAGCAGUCGCGUUGUGUACGUGUAUAGCGACUUCUAAUGUGUGGUUCCAGAAAAUAUCCAUACCCCCCCCCCCAUGGAAGACUCUUUGAUUUGCACCUCCCCCCCCCUCACCCCUCAGGAUUUUCCCGUUCCAGGGGGUCCUUGAUGACCCCUCCUCCCCCCAGGAAUUUACAGAAUUUUUAAACGGGAACUUCGCUUACCACCCUUUAGAAAUUCAAAGUGGUUUGGGCACUUAAAAACAAAGAAAGUGAAUGCUAACUCAGUUACGAAAAUAUGGUAGAAUUUUAUUACAAUAAUGCAGUGUAAACUUUUGUUAAGCUUAUUAUUCAGCCAAACUUUUAGCUUCUUCGCCAUCACGUUUGCAAAUUAUGUCUGUGUUGUUUUUAUGUAAGCUUAUAAGCUUAAACAUUUGGUUGCAAAGUUUAAAUGUCGAUUGUUCCAGGUUUUUGUGCUUACUCUGACACGAAGGCUGUGAAGAGAACUUAAGUUUCACCUGCUUAAACAACUUUGCAAACGAUACCAAAAAAACCCAGAAACUUACAAGGUUCCUUUCUGGCUGUGUAUUUUUCUACACAUUUUGUCAGUUUCUUCCGGGUGAUUCUUAUUUAAGGGCCUAAAACUUCACUAACACAUACCAACAUGGUAGGUUUCGUGAACAUUGUCACGAUUGCAGAAGUAAUUUUACUGGCCAAUAAGCCAGGCCUUGUGAAGGUCAAGCAAGAAAUGGGAUUGAAAGUACUCUUGUCUUAUUAUAUUGUUUAUGAGUUAUACUACCCCCAAUAAACAUGGAUAAAACAUGAAACCUAUCAAAAAUGUGUUUCCUACAUGUAAAGGUGGCAAAAAAAGAUACUCAGUGAAGAGAAGUGAAAGCACUUUAGUGUUGGUCAGACGAAAACGAGAUGAAGACAAGACUCCAGUUAUGUCCGCCAUUUUAAAUCGUUUUGACUUCGUUCCAAAGACACAUUGUUCUUCUGGAGAUUGUAGCGCUAGCUAACUAAAAAAAAAAGCAGAAACGUUAAAGCUCAUCUCUAUGGCCCGGAGUACCAACUUUUGUUUCAUAACAAUGUACAUAAGUAUGUUUUGGUUCUUCAGAUCACUCAUACAUUGCUUUCAAUGUUUUGUGAGUGGUUCGUCACCCUUUGGAAAAGUAGUUUCUCACAAACCCCUGUACUCCUUGGAAAUAUUUACUGCCUUUGAACCCUCCUCUUCAGAAUUUCCAACGAUCUUCCGGGGAGGGGGGCAUGGAUAUGUUCUGGAACCACAAAAUCUGCACAGGCACUUGCCAUCAGUCUGAAUUUGCUGUUUGUGAAGUCAUUCAAAAUAAUCCACUUAGUAGUUAUAGUUCUCAUUUUCUCAUACAUUUUAAAAUUAAAACUGUCAUAACUUCUUAGCUUUUUAAUCAAAUCGUAGCAGUAUAAUCAAAAUCUUAAUCUUAAACCAAUCUUAACAUUUUGAACUGACCAGAAAAUGCAGUUGCAUCUAUAGGACUUGAAUAUGUUGCAUUCCAGUGUCGAAAUAUAGUUUUUGUUUCCACUAAAUGACAAGUGACAGCCAUGUAACAGACAUUGAAAAUCUGUGGUAAAAAGAUGGGGUCAUUAUGCUUAUUUUUACCCUGUGUGCCUGGCUCUAAGUCUCCCUGAUUUGAGACCAGAAUUUAUUUAGUUGUGUUAACUUUAGGCAAUGAAAGGAUAUAAUCAUGUCAAACAUUGUACCUGGAUGAGUGUUAGGUGACAAGAUUUCUAAUUGCGGGUGGAGCUUUGUCUGAAAUACAGUCAACUCCCGAUAACUCAAACCUUCAAGGGAAAUCGAAAAAAGUUCAAGUUAUCGGGAGUUCGAAGAAAAUAGCCAAGAGUAAGGUAAAAAAACGGUUUUUACUGCACAGUGAACAUUUUAAUCACAUUUAAUUGUAGAAAUGUCAAGUGAAAAUUAAAAGAUACUUCUAGAUUUUAAAUCAGAACGUAACGUAACCAAACAUAGCCUAAAUAGAGCAUGCGUUUUACUGUUUUGAGAAGUAAAGCUGCUUCACGUUAGCCUGUGACAAUCAACAUGAGCCUCCAUUAGUAAACUACACUCCUACAACACGUUAACAGGAAAUCCAAAAUUCAAUGUUUCGGACGCCAGUAGACGGCUUUUUUCCCGACUUUUUAAGGGCUCAAAAUGUGGUUCAAGUUAUUGAGGGUAAAAUUAAAUAGAAAAUGACCUGAGGGGAAACGAAAAUUGGUUUGAGUUAGCAUGACUUCCAGUUAUUGAGGGUUCGAGUUACCGAGGGUAAAAUUACAGUAAAUGUAUGACGGAAAUCCAAGGGAAAUCGAUUUUGGUUCGAGUUAGCGCGAGGUUCGAGUUAGCAAGGGUUGAGUUAUCGGGAGUCGACUGUACCAUAAAAUUCCAAAAGUAAGCCACUCCAUGUAUAAGCCUGUCAAAAUCGAAAUGCAAAAAACCUUCUGUUAAAUCGCCCCUCCGAAAAUAAGCCCCCCAGGAAGCUUGUACUUGGAAUUUGCUCUCGAAUACAAAGUAAAACAAAGCAAAAAUAGUAAAUUUCCUUCCCACUACAAGCAAUUGUAGCCCAAUCGACUUUGAAACACAAAUUACCCUCCAUACAUAAGCCCGUCGAAAAAAUAAGUCCCUCAAAAAGGGCGUUUGAAAAAUAUAAGCCCCAGGGCUUAUGUUCGGAAUUUUAUGGUACUACUUUUUGUUGUUGAUAGCAUGUCUUGGAUUCUUUGAGUUUCAAUGGAUGGGAGUCUUAUUCUUUCCAAGAGAUCUUGAUAAGAUGCACUUUUAUCUUAGAAGAUGUACCUCAAAGCCCUUUCGUUGACUUUCUCGAUUUUAGCAGUGUUUCUUUUUCUGUAGUGGUGCCAGACUUGGUUACAAUAUGGCAGUAUAAAUGAGCGAUAAAGCGAUUUGUUGGUUGUAAGUGGCAAAAUGUUCUUCAAUCUGUUCAGAGCACUUAUCUGAGCACUUACUUUGCGACAAAUACUUGAAAUGUGAUCGUCAAAUUUUAAUUCAUUAUCAAGGACAACUCCCAGAAGACAAGUCUGUGAUUUUAAAGUCAAUAUCAGCUAAUUUAAAGUUCAGUUGCCAAGUACCGUAGCCUGAUAUUUAUCUGGGUUUGGUUUCAUGCCAUUUUGAAUAAACCAUGAAGUAGCAUUCUUAAAGUCACCCAAUUCUCAUUUUUGUCAAUAACCCUGCAAUGCUCCACAUCCGGGGAUUUUCAAUUUGUGUCAGUGAACUUAGCUCCAUGUGUGAUUUAUCUUCUGGUGUGAUUUAACGUUCCUUACAUUUACUUAAAUGGGGAAUAAAAAUAAUCUUGAACAGCCCACCAUGCAUUUAGCGAUGACCUUACGAGGGAAUGUUAAAAUAAUAUUUUCUACUUUAUGGUUAUACACAACAAUUUUUUUUGGUCAUCAGGAAUCGCAUGUCAUUAUCAUCAACACAAGCAUUUUACCUUAUUGUCAACAACAAAAGUUUAGCAAGUAUGUCCAUGACAAUGGCUGAAGUUUACAAGGAGGAAAAGGAUGAAGAUGGAUUCCUAUACAUGGUUUACGCUUCUCAAGAAAUGUUUGGCCUAUGA
Molecule: messenger RNA, 5864 nt
Organism: Porites evermanni
Lineage: Eukaryota; Metazoa; Cnidaria; Anthozoa; Scleractinia; Poritidae
Source: the annotation of a GenBank genome assembly